AUGAACAAUCGACGCAAACGCAAGAUCACAUUUUUCACAAUUGGAUUUAUAUUCCUACUAAGCGGCGUUGAGUACGCUGUGAUUUUACCCACGAUAUGGCGAUAUCUGCAGACUCUUGACGCGGCGCCAUAUUUCUUGGGCCUCGGUCUGUCGGCGUUCAGCCUCAGCGGGCUUCUCUCAGGCCCACUGUUCGGCCACUGGUCUGACAGAACACGCACUACCAAAAACAUCAUUCUCUUCGCCAACUGCUUUGAAAUAGUUGGUAAUUUCAUGUAUUUCAUGGGAUAUUCUAAAUGGCUGUUGCUCAGUAGUCGUUUUGUUGCAGGUGUUGGGACUGGUGCUGGCUCAUCCAUCUUUGGCUUCCUGACAAGAAGCACCGCCCCCAAAAAUCGCUCUACUGUAUUCGCUGCUGUCAUGGCCUGCCGCCAGGUUGGCCUGCUAAUUGGCCCUGCUUUCAACAUCUUUCUGCGGCUGUGUGACUUCCAACUGGGUCCAUUUGUGGUGAACAAGUACACUGCACCUGGGGUCUUCAUGUGUGCACUGUGGCUCCUUAUGCAACUGGUGGUGCUGCUGAUGUACUGGGACAUCCCCCCCCCAGGCAUUGCUAUGGAGGAAGAAGGGGAGGGGGAAGAAGGUAGGCCGCUGGUCAGGCCCCAUGAACCCACUGACUGCUACGGCACGCUUCCCAACUCCGGCUCCUCACUAACGGCUGAAGUGAAGGGGGACCUGCCCUCACCUUGCCUUCCACCUGAACAGGUCCACUCCAGCCCCAUCAAACACUUCAGUGCCAGUCGAGAGUUCCUCAAAGAAGAGGUGUUGGUCCUGCUUGCUGCCCAGUUUAUUACACUGUUCAACCAAAUGGCACUGGAGACUAUGGUGACUCCUCUGACUCAGAGAUUCUUUAACUUUGGUGAGCUGGAGAACAGCAUCAUGUACUGUUUGUGUGGGGUGGAGGUGAUUGCUGGCUUUGUGUUUGUGCGCUGGUUCAGCAGGCGGGUGGAGGAGAGGGUGGUACUUGCUGUAGGCCUCAUCCUCUGCAACAUCUCCUGUGUGUGGUGCCUCAUUUUCCUUGCCAACCCUCAGGGUGGAUUUCCUUGGCAGCUGGGAGAGUUCAUUAUCGGGGUGUUCCUCCAGGUUUUGGGUCUUCCAUUUGUAGCUGUUGCCCAAGUGUCUCUUUUCUCGAAAAUCACGGCAGAGAAGACACAAGGUUUUAGUCAAGGAAUACGGCGCUCUGUUGGAGGGCUGGCAACCAUCUUGGGUCCACUCUGGGCAGGAGGUUUGACCUCUAACCUUUACGUAAUGCUGGGCGUGAUGAUGGGUUUGCUAGCACUGCUUACUAUAAUGAUGGCUGUCUCCUAUGAGCGACUGGUAGAGCGACCUACAGUGGAGCAUACAGACAGCCUGGAGGACUGACACGACCUGUACAGGAGCUCUUACUGAGUUGCAGCACAGCUGCUGCACACUUCACCUUCAUUCUUUUCCACUGUGGGGCUGAAUGGUUACCAAGACUGCCAUGCGUCGUUCUGCAGUCAGGCACACUGGUUUAUGGUUUCCAUUUCCAUCUGUUCUACUGUUAAGCUGGGAUCAGGAAGGGCCUGAGAAAGCAGAAUAGGUAUGUGACAGUUGUAAAAUAAAAUAUGAAGAACUGUGAGUCCUAUGAGUGUUUUUAGGGGGCCUGUUUUUUACUUCAUUAAGCCACUCAUCUGAAGAGUACUUUUCUACUCAGUAUGGGUAGCUAAGGCCUCUUUUUCACCAAAGGCCUGAACAGUGUUGAUCAAAGAGUGUAAACUAAACUAGUAGCAUUUCCAUAUGGACACAGUUUGACACGGAACUCUUACAAGCCUCACUCUGUCUGGUUUCCUCAGCCUGGUUACUUCUUCAUGCUGAGUUGAAGAACGAUUCUGGCCCAUGACUUGAUGAUGUAGAGAUUCACUGAUUUGCGUCACAUUUGUAUUGUCAGAUUUGUGGCUUCUGUACUUCUAAUGAAAAAAAACAAAAACAAAGUGAGAAUGAAGUCCUGUCUGUGUGUUUGAUGUUACAAUUGUUCAGUGUCUACUAUUCUGUGCUACGUUGCACCAAAAAGGAAAAAAAAACAAAAAACAGAACAGACAAAAAAGCUUACAGAACUCACAGUUGUCAAACACCUGGAGCAAAGAUAAGAACUGUCUCAUUCUCCCUUUGGCACCGACUGAUCCUAAUGGAAAAAGCACCAGUAAAAAUGUCUCACGAGUCUGCACUAGCAUGGAGAGGAACCAUGCAGCCUUGGUAACCCUUUGGCCCUGCAGUGAAAAAUGGGUCUAACCAGGCUGACCAUGGAAAUGGUUUAGCACAGAACGCUUAUAAACCACUAUAAGCGUUCUGUGCUAAACCAUUUCCAUAUGAAUAUACUGCUGGAAUGCAGUUCCACUGUUUGCUCAGGACCCAGACCAGGACUCAGAACUGGCUCUACAGUGGAAACAAGGCCAUUGUCUCCUUAACACAGUGGAAGAAAACAAACGUGUUAACCAGGCUGUCAACAGCUCCCCAGAAAGGCUUACAUUCAGUUCAACUACGUUAAAGCAUUUAAAAAGUUAAACAUUUUUAUUGUAUUUUAUUUAAUUACUUUUUUUAUUUUAGCCCCCUGAGGUCCUAAAUAUGUAAUAGUGUAAUGGCACUGGGUGUGUAAAAUAUGGUGAUGCCUGUUUAACUGCAAAUUUUACCACUCGUGGGGUGGUUAUUCCAUACACUGAAUGGUUGGCAAGAUGCCAUCUUUGUGUAACUUACAGUGAAAAGCAUUUCUGAUGAAUAUGUUUUAUCUCCCCAGUACAAAUACAGACAAGGUCAUAAAGAAGUUCAAACUGCUCUUGGCUUUGGCAGAUGCCACAUUUCUGCUACUUGGUUGAAAGAGGGAAAGAACUGGAAGCUUCUGUGUCGCCAACAAUAAAAACCUAAAGCUUGGCAUGAUGGGAAAACCUCAAGAAUAGUUGUCAAAAUAUAUAAAAGUUGUCAUAUAUACUUAGUUAAGAAUAUAUAAAAGUUUCUAUUUUUGCUGUUUAUUAAUCAUUUAAUUAGUGUGCCCUUCAUUAGUGUUUAUCAUUGAUAUUAACUGAUACUAAAGAAUUCUUACAAAGUCUUAAACUGAAUUUGUCUAACCCUUUAAGGACUGUAGUUGACAUUUUUGCACUGUUCACAUAUGUUUCGCACAGUUUUUCAAAAUAGUUAGCACUCACUACAGCAAAACAUGCAAAAUUCACUGGACAGCUGUGUAAAACAAUAAAGAU
Messenger RNA from Electrophorus electricus (electric eel), 3260 nucleotides. RefSeq names its product major facilitator superfamily domain containing 8-like 1 (gene mfsd8l1). Lineage: Eukaryota; Metazoa; Chordata; Actinopteri; Gymnotiformes; Gymnotidae. Gene Ontology annotation, biological process: transmembrane transport. The record is from RefSeq and is a predicted model, not a curated record. Gene Ontology annotation, molecular function: transmembrane transporter activity.